CUCGCCCGCGGGGCUUUUCGGGACUUGUAGUUUUCCUCUCAGGGAGCAACGGUCUGUUUGGAUUCUCGGCGGAGCGGCGACGCGACCUUCCAUGGCAAGCCGGGAAGGCGCUGCCGCCAGUCCCGAACAAGGCGCCGAAAAGGCCUCGAAGUCCUCGAGUUCAGAUUCUGAUGAGGAAGGAGGAGCUUCUGGCCAGACAGAAAUGGAAUUUUUGCGAAACCUCUUUUCCCGGACUCUGGGCUUCGGCAGCGAGAAGCCCGAGAAGGUGCUGGAGGAACUGACGCUGGAAGGCGUGACCAACUUCAUUCUCACUGAGAAAUGCAAGAAUAUAAUCUGUAUGGUUGGUGCAGGAAUCUCAACCAGUGCGGGGAUCCCCGAUUUCCGCUCACCUGGCACGGGGCUAUAUGCCAAUCUGCAGCAAUACAGUCUACCGUAUCCCGAAGCCAUCUUUGAGAUUGGCUACUUCAAGCAAAACCCAGAACCAUUCUUCGCCUUGGCUCGGGAGCUCUACCCAGGGCAGUUCAAGCCCACAGUCUGUCACUACUUCAUCCGCCUUUUGAAGGAUAAAGGGCUGCUGCUACGCUGCUACACUCAGAACAUCGACACCUUGGAGCGGGUGGCCGGUCUGGAUGCCGAACACUUAGUGGAAGCUCAUGGCACCUUUUAUACCUCCCAUUGCAUCAGCUCAACUUGCAAGGCUUCCUACAGCCUGGAGUGGAUGAAAGAAAAAAUAUUUGCAUCUGUCACCCCCAGGUGUGAAAAAUGUCAGAGCGUAGUGAAGCCAGACAUCGUGUUUUUUGGAGAGAAUCUUCCUCCGCGUUUCUUCUCUCUCAUGCAGUCGGAUUUCCAGAACGCGGACAUGCUUAUUAUCAUGGGUACCUCCCUUCAGGUCCAGCCUUUCGCCUCUCUGGUCAGCAGGGUGCCCACAAACACCCCACGGCUUCUGAUCAAUAAGGAGAAGACUGGAGAGAGUGAUCCUUUCAUGUCCCUGAUGGGCUUAGGCUGCGGGAUGGAUUUUGAUUCGGAGAAGGCAUACAGGGACGUCGCAUGGCUGGGAGACUGUGAUGAGGGCUGCCUGGCUUUGGCAGAGCUGUUGGGAUGGAAGAAAGAGCUGCAGGAACUGGUGAAAAAGGAACACGCUGUCAUUGACGCCCAAUCUGGACAGACUGCGGGUGUCGGGGCAGGCGCUGGUCAGCAACCAGCCAAGAAGCAAGAACAGAACCUGUCUUCGGAGAAAGAAAAGCCAGCUGCAAAGAAAGAAAAAUGAAGAGAUUAGAAAAGAUCGAGGAACGCUAUUUUUCUGAUUAUUAAAAAAACCCACCUCGACACGAACAGGGGAUGCUUGGGGCCUUCUGUCUUCAUUUCCUUAAGGCGAGCUGGCGGGGUGUUCUCUACCUAAUUUGGGGCAAGUCCCUGUCACCCCCAAACUGCUUUGGGGAGGAUAAAUGAAAAGAAGAUUCUUCUGUGAGUCCCUUUGUGCUGCUGGAGAAAAGGCAGGAUGUAAUUUAAACAAGUAAACUAAGCAAAGGGACUUAGCUUAGCCGUCUGGUGCCAAAAAUUUGAGGGGAGGUUUAUAGAGUUCAAUGCAAAGGUGUAAUCCAAAAUAGGUCUCAUCCCAUUUAAGUCAUCUCUGGGGACUUUGGGCCUGAUUGACGCCACUAACAACUGAAAUUAUGAUUGAAUUGAAGUUUUAAUUUAGCAGGAGUAGUAUUUCUGGAAGAUUUCUUUAGAACAGGGAUGCCCAACUUGGCAACUUUAAAACUUGUGGACUUCAACUCCCAGAAUUCCCCAGCAGC
Messenger RNA from Pseudonaja textilis, 1796 nucleotides. RefSeq names its product sirtuin 2 (gene SIRT2). The record is from RefSeq and is a predicted model, not a curated record. Lineage: Eukaryota; Metazoa; Chordata; Lepidosauria; Squamata; Elapidae. Gene Ontology annotation, molecular function: NAD+ binding; histone deacetylase activity, NAD-dependent; transcription factor binding. Gene Ontology annotation, cellular component: nucleus.